Molecule: messenger RNA, 2313 nt
Organism: Eurypyga helias (sunbittern)
Lineage: Eukaryota; Metazoa; Chordata; Aves; Eurypygiformes; Eurypygidae
Gene: FAM161A
Product: family with sequence similarity 161, member A
Exons: 6
Biological process (GO): cilium organization
Cellular component (GO): ciliary basal body; cilium; photoreceptor connecting cilium
Source: RefSeq, a predicted model, not a curated record
GCUGGUUCUGAUUUGGGUUCGAAUACUGGCAGAGCGCGGACCCUCCCGCUGAACGGAGGCUGUGACGCCUGGGUAGACUUUUCCAAAGUGCGCAGUUCAAAUGAAGAGUAUUACCUGAAGCUCGAGGAGCUGAAGAACGCCCACGCGGAGACCAUGGCGAAACUGGAAAGCCUGUGUCGGAACAGGCUGUGUUUAAAAGGAGUGCAGCCCUUGGGCAAGACGAACGCCGCUUCUCAGGCGCGUGGUAGGCCAGUUUGGGAGAGGAGCUCGUAUCAGCCUCUACAUGUGCACAGAUCCUUUUCAGACUCCGACUUAAGCGGUCCCUUAGGCUCAGGCCUGUCUGAUGGGUCUGACAGAGAAUUAGCGUUGGAAGAAAAGGACAGCGAAACCGGAUCAUCAUCUGCAUUCGCUAGGGAGCGGAUUGAAAAAAUGUGGGAUGGGUUCUCUGUGGAAGAGUACAUCUCCCGCAGCAGACACAGCCUGCCGAGCUCGCCAGCCUUCAGAACGAUACGGAAGAAACAGAAAGCCUGCUCACCAAAAGUUACUGUGCCCAAGCCUUUCCAGAUGACUAUUAGAGAAGCUAGGAAAAAGGAACAGAAUGUCAAAUCCAAGUCACUGAUUGAAAUGGAAAAUAACUUAUUGAAGAAGCAACUAGAAGAAGAAGCAGAGUGUCAGAAAAAAUUCCGAGCCAAACCAGUGCCUGCUGCCGUCUUCCUUCCGCUCUACCACGAAAUCGUGCAGCGAAACGAAGAACGCAGGAGGUCUGUGAAAGAGAGAAGCAGACUCAGGCUCCUGGCUUCUCAGAAGCCGUUUAAGUUCAUUGAACGAGAGAAGCAAAGGAAUGAAAUUAGGAAAAUGCAAUUAAGGGACCUCUCUGCACCCGACAAGAAAGCAAAACCGUUCAAAGCCAAUCCAGUUCCUAAAUGUGUCUACAGUCCAGCUGUUAACGACAGGCGGAAGGAGGAAGAGCUCUACAGAGAAAUCAGGAUCAGAAUGAGAGCUGAAGAGUUGCUGCGUAAUUCAUCGCUACCCAGCAGCAGACUGGCUUUAAAGGGGACCCAUAAAAAGAAGAAACACAGGUGCACUGAGCCAAAGGAAAUGGAGCAGAAACCCAAGAUCAAACCAAGCGUUCCAGAUUUUGAACUACUACACCAGAAACUUCAGAAUCGGCUCCUGCAACAAAAACAAGUGAAACACCUUACAGUCUGUAAACCUUUCCAUCUUCGUACUCCAUACAUUGCCUCAAACAAGGGGAAGAUUUUGAAGGACAUUCAAGAGGAUGAAGAGAAGUUGAAAGAAACACGCUGGCCAUAUGCCUCUCCGAGACGUAAACCUCAGAUGGGGCCUUUGAACGCACGCGCCUCGGGAUUUGGAGAACCUAAAUUGCCAAAAAGCACAGAAUCCACAAGACAACGGCUACAAGCCAUAAGGAAUUCCCUUGAGGAAAAGAGAAAGCUGGAAGAACAACAAAAAAGGAACAGCACAAAGCAGAAACAAAGAACGAAAAAACUCCAGAAAAUUGUAACAGCUCGGGCUGAGGCCAAUGACCCACAUCAGAGCCUAGCUCAGAUGUCUAAAUCCAAACUAAAAACACUCAGGAAUUAUGAGAAGCAGAGAAGGCAAGAAUAUUUGCAAGAGUUGCAAGAAAUGGAAGAAAGAGUAAAUCAAAGGCCAUUGCUUUUUGAAAGAGUCGCUCAGAAAAAUGCCAGAAUAGCUGCAGAAAAGCACUAUUUUAACAGACUGAGAGCGCUGGGGAUAUGCCCAGGGUUUCUUUCAAAGAAAGAACAAACAACUAAGUUGCUCCAGUGCUCCAGUGCUGAAGAUUUUAAUAACACCACUGAUGCCAGAGAAAGAGUGAUCAAGGAUAAAGUGAAAGAAAGGGAAUCCUUUGAGGAAGCACCUGACAGCACUCCUCAGUCCCAGCAGUCCUGCAAGGAGGUGGGAGAGAAGAGGAAUGGUGUUGAAGCCUCCAGCCAGGGUGGCCAGUGCAGUGAGGUGGAGGAUGAGGAAGAGGGAAUAGCCAGCCCUCAUGCUCACCAGCCUUGCCAUGCAGGAGAGGCUGGGCCCAGCCCUCCCUCUGACCAACACCUCGAAGAGGAAGAGGAAGCAACAGCAGGCCUGCCACGUGGCCAUUCCCAGGAGGAGGAGGAGGAAGAUGAUCAGUCAAGACCCAGCUCUCGGUCUGCCCAGUCGUACGAGCAUGAAGAGGAGGGUCAGUCAGACCCUGAAGCUGAGGAUGCCUUCAGGUAUGAGGAUGAGGAAUAUGAAAGUGACGAUUCAGAAGAGAAAACCAGCGGUGAUGAAGCUGGCUGA